AUGCACGCACAGUGCUCAAGCUGCGAGGAAUUCAACCUCCACGAUCACACGCAUACAUUCCUCAAAAUCAGAACACCAAUUCCGUUAAUCAACGAUGUCUACCAAUUCAUCCCCGCUCCACCCCCACGGCACCUAGAGCUUGGGGCCCCGGGGCAUGGGCCAAGCACAGCCACUCCCACCACUGUUCAGCAGCAACAUCAGCAACAUCAGCAGCAGCACCUAGACUCCCGAUUCGUCCUGCAUGACCGGGGCAUCGCAGCGAUACAAUCCCCACAAACCGGAACCGCAUACAUCAACGCGCCUUCACCAGCUUUCGUCGACACCGUUAACCACUUCGCUUUCAGACUGCUCUACAGCAUCGCAACAGCAGGAUAUCCCUGCGGCAUUGCGUCUGCCAACAUCUACCGUUGCCUCAUGAUGGCAGCAGCAGGCUCCCAGGGACUAAAUCUCGAUGCCUUUUCUAGAGUGCUUGGUUUUAACACCUCAGAAGUAUCGGUGUACGGUGCCAUAAAGGAGGAUAUCGUGCAACUGGAUGAGUACUGCAAGCCCAAUCCUCGUUCCACGCCCGUUGCUGCUGCUGCUGCUGCUGCUACUGCUGGUAGUGAUAUCGAGCUAGAUAUCAGCAGCUCGAUAUGGUAUGGGAAAUCGUUUCUGAUUGAGCCGAUAUGGGCCGGAGCAAUGAGGGGGGAAAUUGCCGGCCUAGUGGCAGAGGAGGAGAUAUCUGACGUAGAUAUUAAACUGGUGACGAGUUUGUAUUUCAAGGCCAAAUGGGCGGUGCCGUUUGAGAGAUCCAACACCCGUGUGGAUAGAUUUCGGGGUUUCGGGAGUGAUCAUACUGAUAGCUGGGCGGGCGGGAUGCCGUGCCAUAUGAUGCAUGGAACUAGUGAGAUCUUGUAUUGGGAAGAUAACAUCGCGCAGAUGUCUGAUGCAUCCCCAACUUGGAACGCAGCCAUAAUCCUUCCCAAAACCCCCGGCGCAGGGUCUGUUCUCGCCAUCCUCGCUCCCUUCUCAGCUUCUCCCUCUACCCUCCGCUCCUUGCUUGUUACCAGCCAUUCCGAUACCGCUAGCGACAUCUCCGAACCCUUCUUCAACCUUGGGUUGCGGCCCAUCUGCCGCCCAUCCGCAGACUUCGCGCCCAUCUCACGUUCACAACCCGCCUAUGUGACAAAUAUCAAACAUGAUUUGUUCGUAGAGGUGAAUGGAGAAGGGACGGAGGUUGCUGCUGUGACAAGUUUGGGGGUUUUUGGUGGUGCUGCAAGUGCUAUGAGGGGGUUCCUGUAG
This is a messenger RNA of Paracoccidioides brasiliensis Pb18, 1281 nucleotides long. RefSeq lists its product as uncharacterized. The transcript has 4 exons. Gene Ontology annotation, molecular function: serine-type endopeptidase inhibitor activity. The coding region runs from base 1 to 1281 and encodes 426 amino acids. Gene Ontology annotation, biological process: negative regulation of endopeptidase activity. The record is from RefSeq and is a predicted model, not a curated record.